ACUGUCGUUUUGUGUGUAAGAGCCAAAUUAAUGUUACAGUAUGAGUUUAAUAGAUUAACAUUUUAAAUUUCUAGCCUUUAGGUAAAUGCUUUGAAUUGUACGCUGAGGUAUAGACUUUGAAUGCACUGUAAAGGUUGGCUGGUGGGUUUUUUGUUGAGCUUUCCCACAAUCCUUUGUUCAGCAACUGCUUCAAAAUCAAACCAAAUCAAUUGUUUUCUGUCAUGUCAUCAGUUAAUGGGUGAGAGGGUAAAGAAAAGGGGAUGUUACUGACACCAAAGAGAUAGCAACCACUCCAGAUUCAACUGUGCAUACAAGUGGUAUUUAUCUCUCUCACGCUCUGCACCUUCCCCUUGCCUCAGCUCUGUCAUGCCUCGCUCAUUCCUGGUCAAGAGUAAGAGACCAGGAUCUCAUCCCCCUUGCUUCUCUAAAGGCACCAGACACACAAACCCUGACCAGCCACAACCUCAUACAAAUCAUCACGACAGGCAGAACGGGGUGUGGCAGGAAGUAAGGUCCCCACAUCGGAGCCCCUUCCAGGAGGACGAGGGCAACCUGUGCUCAGGGUCAGAAGUCAAGGACACCCUGGACUACCCCUGUCCUAGCUGGGACGCCAUGGCAACCAGACCACACAGCACCUCGCCAGCUGACCUCUGGACCAGCUGGUCUGCAGAAACCGGAGGGUACGAUGGUGUGGAGCCAUCCGAGUCUGCACUGCCCUGGUCCAUACACUGGCCCCGGGGCCCUGACAGAGAGAGGGAGCUGGAGAAACUGGUCCAUGUCUUAUUGAGCCACAGGCCACAUAUAGACCUCAAUUCCACCAGCCCAUGCCCCCUCUGUGAAAAGGUCUUGUCCUCAGGAGCUGUACUGAAGACUAAUUUACUCAGGUCACGUGCAUGCGUGCCUGCAGUCCCAUUGGCCACAUCAGCCAAAGCCCCAGAGCACCCCUACGAGUUCAAACAAGCUCUGGGCCUGUACGGAAGACCAAAGGAGCGUAGCUAUAGCUGUAAGGAGUGUGGGAAGGUAUUCAAGCGCUCCUCCACCCUGUCCACCCACCUGCUCAUCCACUCUGACACCAGGCCCUACCCCUGCCAGUACUGUGGCAAGAGGUUCCACCAGAAGUCAGACAUGAAGAAACACACCUUCAUACACACAGGUGAGAAGCCCCAUGUGUGUCAGGUGUGUGGCAAGGCCUUCAGCCAGAGCUCCAACCUCAUCACCCACAGCCGUAAACACAGCAGCUACUGGCCCUUCAGCUGCACGCACUGCCAAAGCAGCUUCCAGCGCAGACUGGACCUACAGCGCCACCAGGAGACACAAUGUUUUCAUAGCAGCGUGUACACACAGAGCUGAGGCCACGGGUAUAAUGGAGAUUUGUAUUACACGAGUACUGUAUGUAGCACAAGAAUGAGUGCUUUGUAUAGAGAUUGUUGACCGGUAUUUGCAGUUCCGUUUUUAUAUGGUACUUUGAUCAGUGACUGAAGCUAAGCACAGCAUUACUUAUGUUCAAGUUAUUUGGGCAUUUGUUUUUGUGGAUUUGCGUUCGCUCACAGCUUUUCUGGUUGACCRUUUGGAUAGUGCCUUGAGGGCACCUGAUCACUUUGUUAACAUCUCUAGCAAUGUCAUAUAUAGUGUACGAGCUGGAUUCCAUCCAUAGCGCAGAAGAUCAGCGUUGUAGCCGGUUGAAAUGUAAAGGCCAUUUUCGAUUGAGCCAACAUAUGCAACGUUUACCAUGAAUGCUGUCUCCGCCAACACGGAAACGUUGCCUUCAAAUGUCAGUCACGCUUUAACGCUACGGAUUGAAUCCAGCCCUUUAGGCCCUGGUCUUUAGGCCCUUUAGGCCCUUUAGGCCCUGGUCUCUACUGUGCUGUAUGUCUAAAAGACUCCUUAUUAAAAAAAGGUGCUUUGUAGAGUGACAAAGCAAACCCCUAUUUCCCACGGUAAUUGGCCAUUUUCCUCAGAGAGCCAUUGCAAUUGUAGCUCCCAUUGUUGGUGUAUGAAUGAAGCUGACAUUUUCACUUCCCUGUGGCAGCCCACCCAAGGGGAUAAUAACAUACAUUCAGGCCAUGUGGAACAUGUGAAAAAUAAUGUCUCUGACUGCAGUACGAGCAGAGAGAGACAAUGAUUAUGUUGAAAUGAUGCUCCACAAUUAUGAUGAGACAACGUGACUGUAUAUUUUCAGUGUCACAGCCUGGUCAGCAUGAGUAUAUAUUAAAAGGGAUUUAGAUAUAAWMAAUUAAAUACU
This is a messenger RNA of Salvelinus sp. IW2-2015, 2242 nucleotides long. Its product is annotated as zinc finger protein Gfi-1b. The record is from RefSeq and is a predicted model, not a curated record. Lineage: Eukaryota; Metazoa; Chordata; Actinopteri; Salmoniformes; Salmonidae.